AUGUUUGGAAUUAUCGCGGACUUGAUGUCCUCCGUUAUUACCAUCCUCUUCCCGAUCUUCGCUUCCUACAAAGCUCUCUGCUCCUCCGACCCCUCCCAACUUGCGCCAUGGCUGAUGUACUGGGUGGUGCUGUCGGUCAUUCUGCUGGCAGAAUCCUGGACCGUGUUUAUUAUCGGAUGGUUCCCCUUCUACAGCUGGAUCCGCCUCUUUUUCAUGUGCUAUCUCGUCCUUCCCCAGACCCAAGGAGCGCGUUUGCUCUAUCAAGACUAUGUGGAUCCGUUUCUGACGCACCAUGAGCGGGAGAUCGAGGAGAUCAUCGGUCGCACCCACGAGCGAGCCAAAUCUCUCGGCUUGCAAUAUUUCUACAAGGCUUUUGAUCUGGUCCGAGAGAAACUGCUGGGUCUCCCUGCACAGAGUCAGGCGCCUCCGCCGGCAUCGGGGCCCGCUGCCUACGCCCAAUCACUCCUGUCACGAUUCAAUCUUCCCUCUGCCGGAGCCGCCGUGACCUCCAACGACUGGUACUCGGCUCUCGGCUCAGUGCUGGGCUCGGUCACCUCGACGGGCAAGUCUCGUGAGGCACGUGAGGAAGAACUGUCGGCCAGUGGCACUCUCCUCCAGCGAAAGCUGAACACCAUGACUGGAACGGAGAAAGCUCAGUAUAUAAGCAACCAACGCGAGGUACUUGAUUUCCUGCGCUCGACUCUGGCGCGAGAAGAAACAGCGAUGGACCGAGAUGAUCCCGACUCGGACGACUUGGCCUACGGAGCUCCGCUGCGAAAGAACCGCAGCGAUAACAGCUUCGACGUGGUCGAUGACGAAGAUUUGGGAAAUCGCGCCUCACGUAAAGCCAGCGGCCGAUGGGCCGGCUGGCUGGGCAACGAGCAUGACUCGUCGGGCUCGUCAGGCACCGACCACGCAGCUCGGACGACAGGAUACGAUCGCUAUUAUGGAGGAGAAUGA
Molecule: messenger RNA, 960 nt
Organism: Penicillium cinerascens
Lineage: Eukaryota; Fungi; Ascomycota; Eurotiomycetes; Eurotiales; Aspergillaceae
Product: HVA22/TB2/DP1 family protein
Exons: 3
Coding region: 1-960 (319 amino acids)
Source: RefSeq, a predicted model, not a curated record